CAAAAAAAAACAGCCACCAUUUUUUAAUAUAAAUACCUAAUAAAACAUAUAGAGAAUAAAGAGAAAUAAAAUGGUUUUAUAGAGUGUAAUUAAGCCAAAAAUCCCACACACUGUAGUGCUCAUGUUUUUGACAUGUGCCUUUAAGGGGCGUGGCCUAGUGAGUGACAUCAGAAGCUCUGACUCAUCAAUAACUUUGUGAAAAAAGGACUUUAUGCGCAGCAUGGGAGACAUUUACCCAUAUAAAACCAAAGCGGCAUUAAAAAAAUGGCAAAAUUAUCAUUUUGUUUUAAGUGUUUUUAUUGGUUAUUAAUCCAAUUGUAUGAAAAUGACCCUUAUACCAGGGGCGGAGCUAAGAAUUUUUCAGUGGGCCAUCCCUGGCUCCGCCCCUGCCUAUUACUCGUGAAAAGUUGCUUGCCAUAAUUGUUUUGGAUAUGAAGCGCUAUUUAACUCACCUGCAUAAAGAAUGUGAACCUUCUUGAAGGAAGCCGACUUCGCCUUAAAAACAGUAAACCACUCAAAGUUAACAUUUAAAUCUAUACCUGUUAAGAAUGCCUGCAGUUCGACCUGGGAGCAUUACUUUAUUUCCAAUGGGAAAAAUGUUUCAACAUAGGAUUCUCUGUUUUUCUCAGUGGUUCCACCGCACAUUGUGAGAGAACUGUUGGAGGGCAAGAGAAAGAGAGAGAGAGAGAGAGAGAGAGAGCUAGAGAGAAAAAUGAGGGAGGAGGCUGAGAGAUGAGAGUCACGCUGAGGGAGUCACGCAUGUAGAGGAGCAAGGAGGUGAACUGGUGUGAUGCGAGGAUUCCACCAGAGCGAGGAGGGACCUGCUCGUGUUGAAUCCUCGGUCUCAACUCAAAGUGGACAGCGGAGUGGCAGGGGGGGGGGCACGGCAGACGGAUGAGGGGGAGCAGCACCGGGCUGACAUUGACUCAUUCAACAUUUGGCUCUUUCAUAAGAUCAUCUGAAGCAAGACCACACUGUUUCUAUGGCGACGUCCUGUGGCUUGAGGGGCACCAUGGGUGUAAACAACUGUUUCGGUUUACUUUUGCUUACUCUCGGCACCCAAGUGUGUUGCUAUGCUGGACCUCGGGCUCACGCUGAGGAGAAGCUGCUCCAGGAUCUGUUUGUGCGUUACAACAAGCUCUCCAGGCCGGUGGAAAACUCAUCAGACACAGUGCUGGUCCACUUUGGUCUCUCUAUCGCUCAGCUUAUAGAUGUGGAUGAGAAGAACCAGAUGAUGACCACGAACGUCUGGGUCAAGCAAGAAUGGAACGAUUACAAGCUGCGCUGGAACCCGGAGGAAUACGAGAACGUCACCUCCAUCCGUAUUCCCUCGGAGAUUAUCUGGAGGCCCGACAUCGUCCUUUACAACAAUGCUGACGGUGACUUUGCCGUAACCCACCUAACUAAGGCACAUCUAUUCCAUGAUGGACGGAUAAAGUGGAUGCCGCCAGCCAUCUACAAGUCUUCAUGCAGCAUUGACGUCACCUUUUUCCCCUUUGACCAGCAAAGCUGCAAGAUGAAGUUUGGCUCAUGGACCUACGACCGAGCCAAGAUCGACCUUAUCAGCAUGGCCAGCGACGUGGACCAGAUGGACUACUGGGAGAGCGGCGAGUGGGUUAUUAUGAAUGCAGUCGGCAAGUACAACACCAAAAAGUACGAGUGCUGCACUGAGAUCUAUGCAGACAUCACGUACUACUUCAUCAUCCGGAGGCUUCCGUUGUUUUACACCAUUAAUCUUAUCAUCCCCUGUCUGCUUAUCUCCUGUUUGACUGUGCUGGUGUUUUAUUUACCAUCACAAUGCGGAGAGAAGAUCACCUUGUGUAUUUCCGUUUUAUUGUCCCUCACUGUCUUCCUGCUGUUGAUCACAGAGAUAAUACCGUCCACAUCGCUGGUGAUUCCCCUCAUUGGCGAAUACCUGCUGUUCACCAUGGUUUUCGUUACACUUUCAAUUAUAAUUACCGUCUUCGUUUUGAACGUACACCACCGAUCGCCUCAGACCCACGGAAUGCCUCAUUGGGUGCGAAGGGUGUUUCUAGACACGGUGCCCCGGGUCCUCUUCAUGAAACGGCCCCCCGGCACGGCCAAGCAACACUGCAAGAAGUUGAUUGAGAUGAUGCACCGGCCGACCAUAAUAUCAGCCACCGGCAACUCCCAGACAUUUUGGAUGGGUUUCGAGACAGGGCUGACCCAAAUAGGACAGGUCGAGAAGUGCCUCCCAAAGACUCCAGCCGACAGCCCAAACAUCCGCGUCUGCUCCCCUUCUCCAUCCUCCUCACCUCGCAAGGAACUCAACCGGCAAGAUCCCCCAGUUAAGGCCAACAUUUUCUACCAAUCACCCACUAAACAAUAUUCAGGUCUCCAACGAGGGCACGACUCCUCAACCUUGUCUUCUUCUCAACUUUCCUUACCUCCAACUUUGCCUCUCGGACCCCUUCGCAACCUCUCCAGGGAAGGCGCAAAUAAACUGUCCUCAAAUGGCCGCUCGCUCAGCGAUGAACAACUGUGUGGCCUGCAGAGGGAGCUUCCUCUGAGAGCUGCUCAACGGUGUCACUCGGGCAGCUUCCAGUAUUGCUGCCUGCACAACGAAGGGCCGGAGAAAUGGACUGGGACCGAAGACCAAACUAAACAACAAGACCCUGCAAACUGCCUCACAGAAAACCUCAAAGCUGAUUCCGCUAAAGAUCCAAGAGGGCAACAAGAGUCUGGGAUUCACCGCAUUUCCCCAUCUAUGCAACGAGCCAUUGAGGGAGUUCAAUACAUAGCGGAUCAUCUCAGGGCAGAGGACGACGACUUCUCAGUGAAGGAGGACUGGAAGUACGUGGCCAUGGUCAUUGACAGGAUAUUCCUCUGGAUGUUUGUACUGGUGUGUAUACUGGGAUCAGUAGGACUCUUUCUUCCUCCCUGGCUGGCCGGAAUGAUCUGAAAUCUGCUUGGCCAAGCAAAGAGAAGAUGCUUAUUCAACAUCUUUUUGUAUUUUGAUCAAAGGAGCUUUAAGUGUUUUUGUCCUAGCGUAACAUAAAGGUUAUGAACGAGGUGGGAUGUCGAUCAUCGAUUCCUGGGAGCACAUCGAUACUUUGUGGGGCAGUGAAAACAUCCCUUUGUACUUCUCCAUUUUGACAUUGAGCUUUUUCAUCUCCAACUACCGCCUCUGUAAGUAGAACGUCACUCAGUGGGGUGCGGACGUCCUCCCAGGUCGAACGAUCCUAAUUCGGAUCACCUUCAGAGAUGCGCAAAUUCCUUCCAUCGGCCAUCGGCGUUAAGAUUCAUUCAUUAUUUGCUGACAAAUCAAGCUAAAUAUUGAAAUCUCUGGCAAUUAAUGAUGUGGAUAAUGAUCAGUUAAUAGGCAAGGCCAGGCGCAUUUAUUGGUAUAGCAAGGGUACACACACAAUGUGCUUUGCAAAAUUAAAAGCAUUUAGAAAUGAAAAGCAAAAAGACAUUUAAUAAUAAUCAAUGACAUUCCGAAUUCUGGUCCAUUGUGUGGAAUUGAUUGUUAAUUAAUCAUGUCUUGAAGCAAUUGAGGCAAAAUGUUUUGAGUGCAGUGUUUGGCUUCAACCAGCAGAGGUGCUGCAUC
Messenger RNA from Phyllopteryx taeniolatus (common seadragon), 3571 nucleotides. RefSeq names its product neuronal acetylcholine receptor subunit alpha-2-like. NCBI's taxonomy places the organism in Eukaryota, Metazoa, Chordata, Actinopteri, Syngnathiformes, Syngnathidae. Bases 983 to 2923 code for a protein of 646 amino acids. Gene Ontology annotation, biological process: monoatomic ion transmembrane transport; nervous system process; regulation of membrane potential. The transcript has 6 exons. Gene Ontology annotation, molecular function: acetylcholine-gated monoatomic cation-selective channel activity; transmembrane signaling receptor activity. Gene Ontology annotation, cellular component: neuron projection; synapse; postsynaptic membrane. The record is from RefSeq and is a predicted model, not a curated record.